AUGGCCUCUGAAGAUUACUACAACGACACCAAACGCUUCGAUGGGCAGAGCCCAAUCUCAUCAUACUCCCCCGCCGCCCCGGAACAGCAGCAGACACCCAUGCCUCCUGCGUCGGGGUACAACGCCUACCAGCCACAGUACUAUGCUGGACCUCAAUACCCACCCCAGACUCAGCCUCAAUCUCAGCCUGAGUCCUACUAUCAGAAUCAGUAUCAGCCCACCGGCUACGGCGAACAAUAUCAACAGCCUCCACCUCCUCCUUACUACCAACAACCACACACGGAGCAACCACCAUAUGCCUCCCCCCAGCCAGCCUAUGCUCCCGCUGCUACUGCUACCCCAGAUGGGCCCGUCAACCCCGCCGAUCCCAACGACCGCGGUGUCCUAGGUGCAAUAGCCGGCGGCGCAGCAGGCGGAUACACAGGGCAUCAAGUCCACCAUGGUGUAUUGGGGACCCUGGGCGGAGCUCUGGCAGGCUCGCUGGCUGAAGACGCAAUCAAGAAAAAGACCAGCGAAAAGAAGGAAAAGAAAGAAAAGAAGUCUCGAUUCGGGUUCCACCGUCGUGGCUCUUCUUCCUCUUCAUGUUCCUCCGACUCUGAGAAGGAGGAUAAAAAACCAAAGCCCGCUCCGGCUCCACAGCAACGCAGCGGUAACUUCUCCGCUUCGUCUAACUCUAUCAGUCUACGGGGGAACUAUGAGCUUGUUGCCUCUUGCCGCUCUCGGUCGGGCCACCAGCAUGAGUCGAGGUUACCACUGAGCAGUGUGCUAACGAAUGAGUUUGGGCACUUCAAGUGGAAGCGUAAUGGGAACUUUGGAGCUUCGGCGAGGAAUGCUCGGUUGACGGAGGGAGGGCGCGUGCUCGAGGCGGAAUUGGCAGAUGGACGGGGUGGAUGGAGGCGGGAUUGGAUACGGUUGGAUGAGAGAAUCAGUAACGAUGAUGGGAACUUGGUCUUCUUGGAUUAG
Aspergillus calidoustus is the source of this 963-nucleotide messenger RNA. NCBI's taxonomy places the organism in Eukaryota, Fungi, Ascomycota, Eurotiomycetes, Eurotiales, Aspergillaceae. The record is from the annotation of a GenBank genome assembly.